Eruca vesicaria subsp. sativa (arugula) is the source of this 944-nucleotide messenger RNA. The record is from the annotation of a GenBank genome assembly. Lineage: Eukaryota; Viridiplantae; Streptophyta; Magnoliopsida; Brassicales; Brassicaceae.
GUUUCCUUUCAUUGCCUGUGAAAUUUUCACAUGUGAGAUUGAAAUGAUACUGAAAACACUAGUCGAGGAUGAGGAGUUGAUGUUAUUACUUUUUUCGUUUUUGGAAGCUAAAGAAACCCAUAACUCAUUACUUGCCGGAUACUUUAGCAAGGUUGUCAUUUGUCUGCUGGUGCGGAAGACCAUCCCGUUCAUGCAAUUCAUAAAAGAUCAUCAAGAAAUACUGAAGCAGCUUGUUGAUUUGAUUGGUAUUACAUCUAUAAUGGAGGUUUUAAAACGUCUGGUCGGUACUGAUGAACACUUAUACUCAAGCUACACAAGUGCAAUGCAGUGGGUAGAAGAUACAGAUAUUUUGGAGAUGAUUGUGGACAAGUUUGGCUCCUCCGAUUGUCCCGAGGUACAUGCCAACGCAGCCGAAGUUCUUUGUACUGUAGCAAGAUACGCACCCCCUGGUCUUGCAACAAAACUUUCCAGUCCCAGCUGCACUGGAAGGUUGUUAAAACACACGUUAGAAGAUUCACGGCCUAAGUCUGUACUGGUUAAUUCAUUGUCCGUAUGCAUAUCUCUGCUGGAUCCCAAGAGAUUUACAUUGGGGACUUAUCAUAUAUAUAGUCGUCAACUAACCCAUGGAAGCAUGGUACCUAAUCCCGAGACAGUGGAGGGAAUGCUUUAUAGCCUAGGUGGGCAAAUACAAUAUGGUUGUUAGAUUUUGAUACGUAGUUUCUCUUGUCUGUUGUUGUGUUGACUUCUUAUAUGCUACUUUCCUAUUGUGAGGAUGUGGUUGCGUUGGGAAGAAGUAAUACUAGGUUUGUUUAAGUGGGAUUCAAAUCCUGCCAACAGAUUUCUAUGCACAUUUGUUGAUUGUUUGUAUGGAAACUGGUUGACCUGUACUUUUAAAUUAUGUAUCGAGGCGUACUAUACUAUCAAUUAUGGCAUUUUGCUUUCAG